Messenger RNA from Camarhynchus parvulus, 378 nucleotides. It is a transcript of the gene BATF, whose product is annotated as basic leucine zipper ATF-like transcription factor. Gene Ontology annotation, biological process: regulation of transcription by RNA polymerase II. Gene Ontology annotation, cellular component: nucleus. The coding region runs from base 1 to 378 and encodes 125 amino acids. NCBI's taxonomy places the organism in Eukaryota, Metazoa, Chordata, Aves, Passeriformes, Thraupidae. The transcript is spliced from 3 exons. The record is from RefSeq and is a predicted model, not a curated record. Gene Ontology annotation, molecular function: DNA-binding transcription factor activity, RNA polymerase II-specific; RNA polymerase II cis-regulatory region sequence-specific DNA binding.
AUGCCCCACAGCUCUGACAGCAGCGAUUCCAGCAGCUUCAGCCAGUCUCCCCCUCCCAGCAAGCAGGACUCUUCUGAUGACAUGAGGAAAGUCCAAAGAAGGGAGAAGAAUCGCAUUGCUGCCCAGAAGAGCCGCCUGAGGCAGACCCAGAAAGCAGACACACUGCACUUGGAGAGUGAAGACUUAGAGAGACAGAAUGCUGCCCUGCGCCGGGAGAUCAAGCAGCUGACAGAGGAAAUGAAGCACUUCACCUCGAUGCUGAGCUCCCAUGAACCAUUCUGCUCCAUCCUGACAUCCCCUCCACCGCCUCCAGAAGUGCUUUAUGCCACACACUCUUUUCACCAACCCCACAUCAGCUCCCCACGCUUUCAGCACUGA